Molecule: messenger RNA, 2762 nt
Organism: Cavia porcellus (domestic guinea pig)
Lineage: Eukaryota; Metazoa; Chordata; Mammalia; Rodentia; Caviidae
Gene: Trmt44
Product: tRNA methyltransferase 44 homolog
Exons: 11
Coding region: 37-2421 (794 amino acids)
Biological process (GO): tRNA methylation
Molecular function (GO): tRNA (uridine) methyltransferase activity; metal ion binding
Source: RefSeq, a predicted model, not a curated record
CAACCGCGCCGGUGUCCGGCGUGUUCUCUCUGUACCAUGGCGGAAGUGGGCCGGGCGCGGGUGUGCGACCCGGGCGAGCUUCUCCCUGAGGGUUUCUGGGCGGCCGUGGCAGUGUGGCUGGAGAGGCCUCAGGUGGCCAAUAAGCGGUUGUGCGGCGCCCGCCUGGAGGCCCGCCGGAGAGCCACCUUGCCCCGAGCCGAGCCCCGCCAUCUUAGGCGCGACGCGGUCCCGGAUCAGGACUGGGGCGCGGCCUUAUCCGGACCCCAGGACGGCCCGGCCCCCGGCCAGGAAUACCCCGAGGGAGACCACGGCCCCAGACCGAGCGCGGGCCCCGAGCAGGAGCUAGGCGCGGCCUUAUGCGGACCCCAGGAAGGAACGGGACCUGGCCAGGCUUCUGUCGAGGGGCAUCCUGGUCCCGGGCCGGGAUUAGGACCCGAGGGGGGCACAGCUUGUCGAAGACAUGAAGACACCCAACGCCAACAAGGGAAUGGGCAGAGGAAAGCAGCCGCAGCGCCUCUGCUUGCCGAGCGUCCGGGGCCGCCCUGUAGGGCUGGAGGCGGGGAGGAAAAUGACCCCGCAGCAGAACUGGAUUCGCUGUGGGACCGUUUUUCCCAAAGUCUCGUCUCCGGCUCUACGGAGAUGUUGUCAUUCCUCACGAGCUCCGGAGCAGGAUCGCAGUCAGAGGCACCGCAUGAACUCGACCUGGUCCUAAGAACUGUCAUCCCGAAAAAGAGUCCACAUUGCCUGGUUACAGCUCCGAGGAGAGAAAUAGUCGUGCAGGAUGUCCCCAGUGGAACCGUAACUUUCUUACCUCUGGAAGAAGACGAUGAGGGGAAUUUGGAGGUUAAGAUGAGCCUUGUGUAUCAAAUUCAGCUCCGACCCAGCCAAGCAGAAUGGUUCAUAUCUGUUUUGAUUUUCUGUCCAGAGAAGUGGCACUCGGAUGGUGUGGUCCACCCCAGGCCUGCCUGGCUGGGCGGGGAGCUGCUGGGCAGGCUGGCCCGGUGGUGUGUGGCCAGCAGGAAGAGCGAGUUCCCGAGCACCCUCUCCCUCGUCUCCAUCGAGAGGUACAGCGUGCUGUACCAGGAGCUCAAGGAGAAGUACAGAGACAUGGUGAAGGUGUGGCCAGAGGUAACUGACCCUGAAAAGUUCGUAUAUGAAGACGUGGCCAUUGCUACCUACCUGCUGAUCCUGUGGGAAGAGGAGCGAGAAGAGAGGGGUGUGUGCGCCAGGCAGUCCUUUGUGGAUUUGGGGUGCGGGAACGGCCUCCUGGUCCAUAUCCUGUGCAGCGAAGGGCACCCAGGCAGAGGUAUCGAUGUCCGAAGAAGAAAAAUCUGGGACAUGUACGGGCCCCACACUCAGCUAGAGGAAGACGCGAUCGCUCCAAGUGACCGGACCCUCUUCCCUGAUGUGGAUUGGCUGAUCGGUAACCAUUCCGAUGAGCUCACACCCUGGAUCCCGGUGCUGGCAGCCAGGUCUUCCUACCGCUGCCGGUUCUUUGUGCUGCCCUGCUGUUUCUUCGAUUUCGUGGGCCGCUACCACCGCAGGCAGAGCAGGAAGACACAGUACCGCGAGUACCUGGACUUCGUCCGAGAGGUGGGCCAGGCCUGUGGCUUCCUCGUGCAGGAGGACUGCCUCCGGAUCCCCUCGACCAAGCGGGUCUGCCUCAUCGGGAAGGCCAGACUGUACCCGCCUGCCUCGGAAGCCAGUGUGGACCAGCGCAGGAUUCAGUACAUUCACAGCAGGAGGGGCCUGUCCGGCGGGGAGCCCCCCUGUCCAGCACUUCAAGCUGCUGCCUGUGAUGCUGCUCACCCAGAUCGUGACAGAGCCCUGGGCACCGGGGCUCAGGAUGACCUCGGGGACCUAGUUCCUGAGCAUGGGCCCGAGGCCCAGGCCGGGGGAUCCUGGGUGCCAGGAUUCCACCCUCGAGAGAAGGUGGAACGUGUGCGGAACUGUGCUGCCCUCCCUCGAGACUUUACUGAGCGCGUGGUGCUGCAGGUGGCGAGCUUACUGUUAGGUGGAGAGAAGCCAAAGCCAGGAAGCCCUCGGGAGGGGACCCAGAAGGCCUGGAAUGGAGGAGGGAGCCUGGCCUUGGCAGAAGUGGCCCAGCAGCUGGACAGCGCAACCCUGCAUAGGCUGAAGCGGGAGUGCGGAGGCCUCCAGACGCUGCUGCGCAACAGCCACCAGGUGUUCGAAGUUCUGGACGGCAGAGUCCGCAUCCGCGACUGGCGGCAGGAGCUGCAGAGGAAGAAGCACUCAGCGGCCAUGCAGGGGCCCAGCUCGGAGGCCUUCAAGACCCGUGCCUGCUGGUUCUUCAUGCACCAUCCUGAUGGCUGUGUGCUACCCUCCGCCAGCUGCCCGUUUGCCCAUGGGCCCCAGGAACUGCGGCCACCCCGGCCCCUCAAGAAGAGGCAGGCACCCUGAGCCUCCACAGAACCAAGGCCUGCAGGAGCCAGAGGCGUGGGCGCCUAGGGCUGGGCAGCGUGGGCUCAGCCUGCUUCCCAAGAUGCUAGAACAGAUCGCAGGACCCUGCUGCCUCCAGCCCCCUCAGCCUCGCCAGGAAUGCGGGGCUCUGUGCUGCUGUUGUCCCCGAGUCCCAGAGAGCAGGACAGAGCUGCAGCUCCCCAUGGGGCUGCUUGUGGCACAGAGUUGAGUUUCUGGCCCUGCCUCCUGCCCGCUGACCAUGGCCAGAGGUGUGACAGGUCUAUUGGCUCCUUCCAGAGGGGAGCACCGUGCAUUUCCAUUUAAAAUCAUUUCUGCAGUUA